AUGUUUCUAUUUAUGGCGAUCUUGAGCAAUGAUUUAGUUUCAUCGUUAUCUUGUUACAAAUGCUUCUCAAUUAAUGGAAGUAAUCCAUCAUGUGAAGAUCUUUUUCAUGGUGAUAUAGCUGGUAGAACAUCGUUUCUGCAAACACCUUGUAUAACAUCACUACGCAAACGAAAUGGCACUUUUCCUGCUACGCAUUGUAUUAAAUUAGUUGCUUAUUCCAAUGGUAAAGUCAAAUUCGAUGAUUUCGAUGUGAAAAUAACGACUUCUCUUUCCAGCGCCUAA
Molecule: messenger RNA, 282 nt
Organism: Adineta ricciae
Lineage: Eukaryota; Metazoa; Rotifera; Eurotatoria; Adinetida; Adinetidae
Source: the annotation of a GenBank genome assembly